Ricinus communis (castor bean) is the source of this 687-nucleotide messenger RNA. RefSeq lists its product as uncharacterized. The transcript is spliced from 2 exons. The coding region runs from base 1 to 687 and encodes 228 amino acids. The record is from RefSeq and is a predicted model, not a curated record. NCBI's taxonomy places the organism in Eukaryota, Viridiplantae, Streptophyta, Magnoliopsida, Malpighiales, Euphorbiaceae.
AUGUGUAUACUUGUUACCCAAGAUUUCUCUCUUGGAGAACUGUACGCAGAUAGAACAAAUGGUAUAAUAACAAUGGAAAGAUUCGUGAAGGAUGUCUGUGAUAGAAUAUUUUUUGAUAUAGAACCAAGAAAUCUGGUUAAUGGUUUUCAUAUUACACCUGCAUUGGCUGAUUGGUUUCAAAUUCCACCUGGGUUUCAAAUUCAACCUGUAAUGGCCAAUGGUUUUCAAGUUCAAUCUAUGGAGGCUAAUGGGGUUGAUCAAGUUCAACCUAUAGUGUGGCAUGCAAAAGAGGCUCAAGUAGAUUACUUUCCCCACAGGGAUCAUGAGAAUGAGUACCAUUCAAAGAUGGUUGCCGGAGAAGAAAAUAAUGCUACUCUUGAUUUAUCUGAUGUUUCUAAUAUUACUGACAGAACCUUGUUUAUUACCUUCUCCAAGGGCCAUCCUAUCUCAAAAGAAGAACUUAGAGACCUAAUAGAGAGGACAUUUGGGACUUGUGUAGAAGCUGUCCAUAUGAGAGUUGAUCCAGAGCCCCUAUUUGCUCGUGUUGUUGUUAACUCUGUCUCAGUAAUGGCAGAAAUCCUAGGGGACAAGGACAUAGUGAAACUCAGCACUAAUGGGAAAGACGUUAGGGUUAGACGUUUUAUCCCAAAUACAAACCAGGUUAGUAGCAGCAAUGCAUUAAUGUAG